Eufriesea mexicana is the source of this 1284-nucleotide messenger RNA. RefSeq names its product nucleic-acid-binding protein from mobile element jockey-like. The record is from RefSeq and is a predicted model, not a curated record. Bases 1 to 1284 code for a protein of 427 amino acids. The transcript is spliced from 3 exons. Lineage: Eukaryota; Metazoa; Arthropoda; Insecta; Hymenoptera; Apidae.
AUGAGCCAAGAGAGCCCAAAGUCGAGAGCAAUAUUACUGUCACAGAAAUACAGAUUUGGAAGAAAAGAAUUCAAACCCCGAAUCAAAAAAUCGCAAAAGAUCAACCCAAUGCCCAACUUAAUAGAUUCUAUCAAGGCAGAAGCUUCAAGAAAAUCAUCUGUAAAUACAGCGAUAAACAAAAGCAAUGAAAUGGAGAUUGUUGAAAACUCACCACUAAAAUUAGGAAAAGAAGCUCUAGAGCACAACUUGGCUUCAACCAAUAAAUUCGGCUUACUGGCAGAACUAGAGAAUCCCGAAAAGAGUGCAGGUAGCCUACUACAAUUCGUAAAAGAGAAAAAUGUAAAAGAACGAAAUCGAAGGGGCUACAAGACCGGUGCACUCCGAAAUAAGAACGUAGAACAGUCGAAGAACACAAACAAGUCAGGAAUAACAGGAAUAACAAAAGAGCAAAGUGACCCAGGAAGACAGUCUCAGGGAAAAACUGACACGAGCCAAGCCAUGGGCAGAGCCUUGAACAGAAUAGGGCAGGCCAAAGCCUUCCUUCAGGAAGUUAACACUAUGUUUUACACCUACAUUCAAAAAACUGAGAAACCACAAACGCUAUUAAUAAAGGGACUGAACAACAUCUACAGCAACGAAGAAAUUCUAAAAGAAUUACAGAAGCAAAACAUUCCUGACAUAUCACCAAAUAGUAAUGCAAAUAACGUUGUCAAAAUAAAAUACAUCCACCACCAGGUAAUUAAAUGGGAAAAGUUAAAAAAAAAAGAAAUUACUCAGUGUCAUAAAUGUCAAAUGAUAGGUCACACGGCACGAAACUGUUCCAUGGAUUAUCGUUGCGUCAAAUGCAACGAACCCCACGAACCAGGAAUGUGCAAGAUUCCAAAGACAGCUGAAAUAGAAAAGGAAAAAACAUACUGCGUCAAAUGCAAAACAUACGGGCACUCCGCAUCAUAUAGGGGAUGCCCAAUGUUUACCAUAUUAAAGGAAAGACUGAAACAAAAAAUCGAAAACAACAAACAGAAAGUAGACAACAAGAUUAUAAAAAUAGCCAAAAAAGUUGACCCAAACAUUUCAUUUUCAUCGAUAGUCAAAAAUUCAAACGUCAACGAAAAUGAAAAUACCACUACUAAACCAAACAACGCGUUCAAUAACCCCACCGAAAUCCUAAGUACCAUACUUAACUCGAUAAACGACAUAAAAAACGCUAUCAUAUCCAUGGAGCAAAGAUCUAGAGAAAAUGAAGAAAGAUUAGAUAUUUUCUUUGAUGCCCUUCAAAUUGACUAG